Ictalurus furcatus (blue catfish) is the source of this 7802-nucleotide messenger RNA. It is a transcript of the gene bmpr2b, whose product is annotated as bone morphogenetic protein receptor, type II b (serine/threonine kinase). The coding region runs from base 1015 to 4179 and encodes 1054 amino acids. Gene Ontology annotation, molecular function: transforming growth factor beta receptor activity; ATP binding. The record is from RefSeq and is a predicted model, not a curated record. NCBI's taxonomy places the organism in Eukaryota, Metazoa, Chordata, Actinopteri, Siluriformes, Ictaluridae. The transcript is spliced from 13 exons. Gene Ontology annotation, biological process: cellular response to growth factor stimulus; BMP signaling pathway; vasculature development. Gene Ontology annotation, cellular component: plasma membrane; signaling receptor complex.
UCUCCUGUGAUCGAUGAACCGCUUUUUUUUUUUUUUAAAGAAUCGACUCGCGUGUUGAGUGAAUCGAAACAUUGCAAAUCCUUCAGCAUGCGCCUGCGUGCGUGAACAGGAGAACUUGGCAAGAGGUCGCGCGCGUACGGGACUAGCAACAACUCAUCCAUGCACAAUAGCUACGCGGUAUCUAACAGAGUCUUAACCGCGGGCACAGCUUCGCUUUUCCAAAAUGGCCGUGCGUGUUUAGACGGUUAAGAAUCUCCUUUCACCAUCAAAAGUCCCGUUGUUUUGGAUUAGAGUCAAACGAGGAGCUAUUUCGACGAAUUUCCCCUCCUGAGAAGUCGGUCUUGCUGGAGAAGAUCUUUUCCCCCGACGGUGGAGCUCGGCGACGACGCCGGUGGCUGAGUGUGUGUUUCGAAAGAGACGUUAAAUUUCUGUAUUUCAAUUAAUGAUUAAGUAAAGAAGGCUGCUAAAUGUUUGAGGUGCUUUUAGCUCCUGGGGCUAGCUAACUAACCGACAUGGACUGUCCCGACGGUUGGCAGCGCAGAACUGUCCCACUGUUUAUAGCUAGAUAGUUAGAUUAGCUACCCAACUUUACUCUGUUUAGCCGGUGAGCUAAAUUCGAGCUAAAAGGAGAGACUGCAGAAAUAUAUUUGUGACGCCGAGAUUUUAGCUAACGUUUUAGCUAAGUUACGAGGACGCAAUGCACGUCAGUCACAGAGCAAGCUGGCUAAUAUUCACACAGCGCCAGUGCGAAACUGUAGUGCUAGCAAGCUAGCUAGACGGAUCGAUUAACUUUGCCGAAGCUAACGAACUUAACGCUGCGUCCAGGGAGUCGGCGUCAACACCGAGCUAAAGCUGUGCGGAAAUCAUGUACUGUCCGUCCACAUUGCUGUGCCAAGACUCCGGUGUUGGACUGUCUCAUCCUCGCGAAUGAACUUGGAUAUUCGACUGGAAAAAAGAGGAGGAAACUAAUCAGCCGGGAGCAGUGGGGCCUGUGUGACUCCUGGGGGUGAAAACAUGACCGUGUGCGGCCGGGUGUCGGUCCUGACUCUGGGGCUUUACGCCGUGCUUCUCCUCAGUCCUGUCGCAGCUGCCCAGAGUGAGGAGAGGGAGUGUGCGUUUACUGACCAGCACCAGCAGUUUGAUGAGCAGAGUGUGGCUGGUGAUUGGCAUGUGUCACGGGAGAACAACACCAUCCUGUGCAGCAAGAGCAGCCGCUGCUACGGUCUCUGGGAGAAAACCCACGACGGUGAUAUUCGCCUGGUCAAACAAGGCUGCUGGACUUACAUUGGUGACCAGCAGGAUUGCCAUGACGACCGUUGCGUAGUGACCAACACACCGUCACAGAUCCAGAAUGGCACAUACCGUUUCUGCUGCUGCAGCACAAAUAUGUGCAACGUGAACUUCACUGAAAACUGGGUGUCUAGUUCCACCAUUGCCACCAUACUGGAACGACAGCCUAUGCACCGUAAAGACGCCAUUUUCAUUACUCUGGCAUCUGUCUCAGUCGUAGCCGUGCUCAUCGUGGCCGUCUUCUUUGGCUACCGCAUGCUGACAGGAGAACGUAAACAGGGUCUGCACAAUAUGGACAUGAUGGAGGCAGCAGCAUCUGAGCCCUCAGUGGAUUUAGACAGUCUGAAGCUACUGGAGCUGAUUGGCCGUGGCCGCUACGGCUCGGUUUACAAAGGCUCUCUGGAUGAGCGUCCAGUUGCAGUAAAGGUCUUCAGCUACACGAACCGUCAGAACUUUGUAAAUGAGCGAGCCAUUUACCGAAUCCCCCUGUUAGAGCACGACAACAUAGCCCGCUUCAUCGUAGGAGACGAGCGUCUGACAGCGGACAGCCGCAUGGAGUACCUGCUGGUCAUGGAAUAUUACCCACAUGGUUCUCUGUGUCGGUACCUGAGUCUUCAUGCCCUAGACUGGGUGAGCUGCUGCCGUCUCGCCCAUUCAGUCACCAAAGGACUGGCCUACCUACACACCGAGCUGCUAAGAGGAGAUACGUAUAAACCUGCAGUCUCACACCGGGACCUGAACAGCAGAAACGUUCUGGUCAAGAACGACGGCACGUGUGUGAUCAGUGAUUUCGGUUUGUCCAUGAAACUAACAGGAAACCGUCUUGUCCGACCCGGAGAGGAGGAGAACGCUGCUAUCAGUGAGGUGGGUACAAUCCGCUACAUGGCCCCGGAAGUGCUGGAAGGAGCAGUGAACCUGAGGGACUGUGAAUCAGCUCUAAAGCAGGUGGAUAUGUAUGCUAUUGGCUUGAUAUACUGGGAGACCUUCAUGCGCUGCACAGACCUUUUCCCAGGGGAGACCGUACCAGAGUACCAGAUGUCUUUUCAGGCAGAGGUAGGAAACCACCCAUCCUUCGAGGACAUGCAGGUUCUGGUUUCCCGAGAGAAACAGAGGCCAAAGUUCCCCGAAGCUUGGAAAGAGAACAGUCUGGCGGUUCGUUCCCUAAAGGAAACGAUGGAGGACUGUUGGGAUCAGGAUGCAGAGGCUCGUUUAACAGCUCAGUGUGCAGAGGAGCGCAUGGCAGAGCUGCUUCUUAUCUGGGACAGGAACAAGUCAGUCAGCCCCACGGUCAACCCGAUGAGCACAGCCCUUCAAAAUGAGAGGAACCUCACCCACAGUCGCAGGGUUCCAAAGAUGGGACCUUAUCCAGACUACUCGUCCUCCUCAUACAUCGAGGACCAUGAUGGCAUGGUGAAGAACCUUCCUGGAGACACGUCCACCUCAGGCACAUCCUCAGUGAGUGGCAUUGGUUUGAGUGGCCCUGGCACAGGGGGCACAGGAGAAAAGAACAGGAACUCCAUAAACUACGAGAGACAACAGGCACAAGCACAGGCACGUCUCCCAAGCCCUGAGACCAGCGGAGCCAGUCUGUCCACGAGCACCACCACUACCACAGCAGGCCUCACCCCCAGCACGGUCAUGUCCACCAUCUCUGAAUCAGCCCCAUCUGAGGAGGUUGGAGCAGGCCCAAGUGUGCCUGUCUGCCUGCAACUCACCCAGGAAGACCUGGAGACCACCAAACUGGACCCUAAGGAGGUGGACAAGAACCUGAAGGAGAGCUCUGAUGAGAACUUGAUGGAGCAUUCUCAGAAGCAAUUCAGCGCUCCUGACCCACUCAGUACGGGUAGCUCCAGUCUGCUGUAUCCGUUUAUAAAGUUAGCAGCUGAGGUGAACGCAGGGGCCGGAGGCGGGCAUCAGGCUGAAUUUGGAGCAGGUAGCGGUGGGGCAUCGAGUGUUGCACCCACCAUAUUUCCCCUUCCAAAACAACAGAAUCUCCCCAAGAGGCCGACCAGCCUGGCUCUUGGCUCCAAAAAUCCCAGCAAGGAGUCUUCAUCCUCCCGGCUCAAGUUUGGCAGACACAAGUCCAACCUGAAGCAGGUGGAGACUGGUGUGGCUAAGAUGAAUGUGGUGGCUGCAGCAGAGCCUCAUCCAGUCACGCUAACCAAUAACGGGCCAGGAGUGAGAAGUGGAGCUGGGGUGCUGUUGCUUAAUGGCUAUGCAGGUGGUACCAGUAGUGCCAGCAGCUCCUUAGGGAACACAAACCCAGCUGGGCCACAGGGUGAAGGAGGUGGCCUGCCUUUGCUCCAGAGCCAGCUAAGUGGGGAUGACAUUCGGCUGAACAUCAACAUCAACUCCAGUCCUGAUGAGCACGAGCCCCUGCUGCGCCGAGAGCACACAGGCCGCACCAACUCCAACAACAACAACAACAGCAACGUCCACACUGCAGUUUCUGCUGCACCAGUCACAAGAAGUGCAAUACCUGUGGGACCUGCUCCAGGAGAGCUGCAAUUACUGCAAGCAAAGGCGGAAGCCCCUCUGAGACAGGACAAACCCAGGAGACCAGAGAGACCCAACUCCCUGGACCUGUCGACCACUGCACAGGACUCUUCUGUGUCAGGUGAGAGCUCCUCUCAGGAGGGAAAAGCCGCAUCGGCGGAGAAGAUAAAGAGACGUGUGAAGACGCCUUACUCGUUGAAGCGGUGGCGCCCGUCCACGUGGGUCAUCUCUACAGAUACGUUGGAUGGAGAAGUCAACAACAACGGGGCAGGUGGAGGGCAGGGUGCAGCAGGUGCUACUCGCUCUAAAUCCAGCACUGCCGUGUUCCUGGUUGGAGGGGGAACUGCCACGGCAACCCUCUCCUCUGACCCGCCUGGCAUGACCCGCCUAUAAACUUUUACCCUGCUGAGAAACGGCCACAAGGAGCUUAUUGAUACUGGAGAGUUUGGCAGCAUGUUAUAGGAGGAAGAGAAAACAGUUUUCUAAGAUACGAUUUGCAAGCACUUAACAUCGUGGUAUUUCUUGAAAUUCUCUGACCUUUUUUUUGUUUGUUUGUUUUUUGAAGUAAUUGCUUUAAACCGAACCCAGCUAUGCAGCAUCAUUGGCUUAAAAUGCUUCCAUUAUUUUUGUUGUCCCAUUGUAAAUCAAAGUAUGAUUGCGUGUCUGGUUGUUUGAUAAUUACUUUCUUGUAUGUGUUGCACUUUUUUUUAUAAUCAUGAUCUUAAUCAUAUAGUUAUGUCUGAUGUCUUGGACCUUGUUUAAAUCUGGUCUUAAAACGAUUUAAAAAAAAUAAAUAAAAAUAAGACAAUUUUGGGGGUGGGGGAAAGAGAAAAUGACAAUUUGUUGAUUUAACAAUCAUGCUAGACUGUUUGUAUGGACGUAAAUGAAAUCUAGUCCAUAUAAAAGUUGAUAGAAGGUGCAGUGGUCUCUAAGACCUUUUUAACUGCAAUAGCAUCUGUUAUGUUUAAUGCAUAGUACAUUCACGCAUUUGUCGUAUGUAAUAUAUACACGUAUCCCCCAUGUUUGUAUUACAUUCUGAAAUGUGCAAUAGGCUUUAGCUUUGAGGUGCUCAUUUUGUUCUGUAUGUUGCAGCAUUUUCCAUUUGUUAGCAUAUUGUAAACUAAACGGUGCACUUACCUGGAAUCUUCUGUCUUUUCAAGCACCGCUGUCUGCAGUUAAGAAACAUCUCCUGUAUGACAAUCCCUUCUUAUCAAUCCUGAGAGGGAAAGGUAAAAACGAUUUGUGGGUGUGUGCGCGCGUGUAUGGUUUUUCUCCCCUGUCGGAGGUGCACAAGAAGUUUGAAGGAUGGAGGAUUUUCAAUUCUGUUACAAUCUGAAUCAAGCUCUAUCUCAGUCUGAUCUCUGGAAUAAUGUUCUCCCUUAUCAGCAGAGACCGAAGUACAUACUUCACUCAUUUAAUUGUUUCGAAAAGACGUGGACUAGGUUUCUGCAAGGAACCUCGUGGCUCUACGCGAGUGUGUUUACGUGAACAGUCUGACGCUUUACUCUCUGCAAAAGGAUCUGUGCGAGAGUGCUAGAUCAGAUGUGACUCGAUACUUCUGCAGAGGACUGAUAUGAGAAAAUGGACAAGUGUCGUAGGUUAGGUGUUGCUCUCUGCAUUCCAGUCACAAACAGCAGCGUGGACACCAAGUAUGUACUUCAAAUGUAAUUUAUAUCUAAUGUUACACUACAUAGACCUGGAACUAAAUGUGUACGUUAUUGUGCGUAUUACAGCUACUUUAGUUCAUCAACCUCUGUUUAUGACAGCUGUUCUGAAAUGACAAAUAUGGUCAGUUGUGGUCAUGGUCAUGUCUUGGAUAUCAGAGUAAUCUUGAAUUGGUGGUUAGCUUUCAUUUGUACAUAUGUGUACAAUCAUACUGUCACAGGGAGGUUGAGUCUAGGUGAGUGAUUUAUUAUAUGUGCACAUGAUGAUGCAUAUACAAGGCUGUUACUUCAGAAUUUAGUUGUUUUAUGUAUUUCCUUUUUUUUAACAGUGCCAAGGGCCAAACCUCAAGGCUGUAUGUCCAGAUACUUUAUUUUUUAUGUUCUAUUAUAUUAUUCUAAUGAAUAUCAUCAUACAUUGCAUCCCUUUUGAGUUUGUUGGUAGUUUAAGGAUUGCACGGUCAUCCAUCCAUGUGCUUCAGUAUCAUUCAUGCGUAUGAGCAGUUUGAACAAAUGUUGCUAGAUAAUCCUGGUAAACUAAACUACAUUUCAGUGCUACUACACUCACCCUUGUUGAUAAUUGCUGUGUGUUAAACGUUGCAUCACACAAUUUAGUGAAAUAUUCCUCAUUUUAAAUACAGUUGAGGAGUUUACCUUUUUUUUUUUCCUUCUUUGCCCACAAUUACUGAUGCAUUUUGCAGGCUCAGAUAUGAGCCAUUGAAAUAAUUACAUAGUGAUGCUCCAUAAUAAGAAAAACCUCUCGUAUUGCAAAGCAAAACUCGCCCUUAUAGAGACUGACUUAAAAUGCACAACUAGCAUACUUUAUGCUGUAAAUUUUCAGUUAUCCUCUUAAGUAAAAAAAAAAAAAAAAAAAAUGUGCCACUUAUCGCAUACCAGUUUAUUCACAGGACUAUGCGAGAAAACCAUUCACUGACAAACUUAUUAUUCAUGAAAAGUAUCUAUUUUACUUCCUCUGCCCGAGUUGUUUAAGCUGAAAUCUUAGUUUUGUAUGUAUGUAAUAUAGCUUCACCGAUGUGGUGUACAUAUCUGUAUAGUGUGCUUUUGCUUGCACAUAUACAGAAGGCUCAACUGUUGCUGUGGGACCAAGAACAAUGUUAUAACACUGUGAUAUUUAUCUCUAGAUAAAAUAGCACAGUUGUGUCAGACAGAUAUUACUAACUAACUUUUUAUGUACAUGCCAUUUUCAUCUCAAGCCAAACGGAAGCGAUUACCCCAGUAAAAAGGCAAAGAAGUGACUUGUUUUAUUCCUAGUUUUCAAUUACUGAUCAUCUAAAAAUGCUGAUAUAUCUAGCCCACAGGAUUACUGAUGCAGAAUAUGUUUGAGUCAAACCUCUGGUCUUCUUCUUGAAUUAUGUCACUGCUUUUUACAGCAUAUUGCUAAAUGAUUAACAUUUACAGGUGCCCGUGUACAAUGCUGAUUAGACUAAAACCGUGUGUGUUUUGUACUGAUUAAAUUGAGUGCAUUUGUUUAAGAGUUUAAUGCUUAGACUUUAAGUACCAGCCUUCACACCAUGUGGUGUUCUCUAGAUCAGUUAAAAAAAAAAAAUCUGGUUUAUGGAGAUCUCCCUUCUUCUUACAGAACUCUGUUCCAACCUUAAUCCAGCUGAGCUGAUCCGGCUAAUCAGGUAAACUGAUUAUCAGGUGCACUGGUGCUGGAUUAGGGCCAUAACUGAAUUCUUUAAGAAGGUGUGAUGUUUGGAAUUAAGAGGGUUAAUGAUUACUUCUCUAGAGGAAACAUGGCAGCUUUGGUCAUGAGGUUGUCACAUUCAAACUAUUUAUGUAAACACAGGCAGUGUUUGUUUUAUUAUUAUGUCGUCAUCUGAACUGUUCCCAUUUAUACCAGAUAAAUAUUAACCAUAAUGGAAGUCUAAUCAAGCAUUUUUAUAUUGAUUUUUCAUCCCCAAACUCACUAAAAGCAAAAAGAAAAUGUGCUGUUUUGUUAAUCCCAACAACCACUGCAGCUCUUUUCAAAUUCAGGCGGAUGCAAAAAUUUAGCAGUGUGUCAUUUUAUCGUCAGGAAUAAACUAGAACAGAUUUUCUUUACGUGUAUGUAUAGGAGAGAAUGGAAAGUGUGUUUGUUCAUGAUGAGCUGCUGUUUUUUUUUUCUUUCUUUCUUUCCUUUUCCUUUUUCAGUCCUCAAAUUCAUACUGAUGCUGUUGGCUCCACUGAGAACAGUGGCUGAGAUUAUUGCAACAAAAAGCCGCUGAAAUGUUUUCUAUUGCAACUUGUAAAGUAAGCGCUUUGAGAAAAGAACAAAUAACUACUCAGUUUAGUCUACUCAAAAAGAUAUAUGUUUUAAUGCCAUUUAGAAAUAAAGCUUGCUGUACAACCCUG